AUGAGAGCGUCCAUCGUGUCUGCUGGCCUUGUGCCAGUGGUGGUGAUUCUUCUCGCCUGCAUCUCUGCAACCGUGGCUCAGCUUGGAGGCGUGGAUCAUCAUCACGAUGGUGAUGCUGGCCACUUCAAGGUCUUGGGCCCUCGAGCGGCCAACUAUGGUGAGCCCAGCGACUAUGGCUACUAUCCUCCUCCUCCCUAUGGAGAAGAGACUUCGACAACUUCUGUUACCUCUACGACUAAAUCUGGCGUUUACUCUCCCCCUGCUGAGUCUUCCUCGGGCACGGCGUCUAAUGUGACCACCAAGACCAAAACGGAGACCUUUUCGACUACUCUGUCGGGUCACUCAGCCAAUUCAACCAGCAGAAGAGUCUCUUCUGAAAAUGGAUCAUCCACCUUUGCGGGAACGGUGACUGCUUCCACCACGGAGACUGAGGUGUCAUCAACCACAGAGACUCCUCUUAGCCAAACAGUCCUGACAAUUACCGUGUCGUUGCCUACUACCACAUUCGUUACUGCACAAACUGUUCCGGUUGAAUCAAGCCAUACUGGUAAUUCAUUCUCCUCAACUGAAGUGACGUCGGCUUCGAGCACUUCAUCAGGGACUUUUACCAAUUCGACCAAGUCCUCAACUGGUGAGGAAUCUGGCACUGUUCGGCCUGUAUCUUCUACGCCUUUGUCCUUCUCUGUCUCUUCAUCAGCUGAAACUACAGCCGUGUUCACAACUUCUCCGAUACCCUCGACGCUUUCAUCGAGCACAUCAACGGGAAGCUCAUCGUCCAUUCAGCUGACUGAGAAUGGAACCGUGACGAUAACGACGAUUGGAAUAACAGUGACGAAGCCAGCAUCUGAAUCAACCACUCAGUCAACCUCGCUGGGAUCCAAUUUGACUUCUUCUAUUGGUUCAUUUGGUUCAACUGCUUCAGAGAGUUCAUCAUCCUCCAGCUCUUUGGUGGCCACUCCUUCAAAUGGGACACUGACCUUGACAUCUGUGGUUACUUUACCUGCCGGUACUACAACAUCGGACCAUGGUAUCACAAGUGUCGUGAAUGGAACUGUCAUCACAGUCACCAUCUCUGAGGCACCUACCAGUACCACCUCAUCAACAGCCUUGUCCAACACAUCGUCCUCUCUUAUUAGCGGUUGGCUCUCCUCAAGCGGCCCAUCAGUUGGUACUUCGACCUACCGGCUCACCAACUCGACUGUGACCGUAUCUCCCUCGAGUAUAAGUGGCACAGGAUCUCCGUCAACUAGCGUUACCGAAGCUACACUGUCGUUGACACUGACUUUGUCAGGUACCGUAUCACCGUCGGCAUCUACUGCUCAAUUAGGAACGUCUACUCUGCCGGUUACAGGUAACCAGACGUCAGUUACUCUGAGCACCACCACUGGUGUCACGGUCGUUCAGUCAAAUGUAACAACGAUCUUGUCUGCUACAUCGGUUUCGUUAAACUCGUCUGUGGCAGCAUCGGUUACAUCUGUGCCUGGAAGUGUGUCGACAUCGCAGGCUGGUAACAGCACUGUUGUCUCUACCGUCAUCUCGACUAUCCAAACGAACGCUUCUGUGGGAAGCACCUCGUCUUCCUCAAUUCGCCCAACCGGCACCGGGCAGACAACUCUGACACUUUCUGGCGAGAUUGGGUCGUCUUCAACAGAGACAUGGAGCAAGUCGGCAUCAUGGACUAACACAACAUCUACUGUGACUGCGACGGAGUCACCAUCGAGCCCCCAGUUUACAGUAUCGACUCUUCCAUUUACGCUGAACUUUACCACCAUUGUCCAGACACUGACAGGUACUGCUCCUUCCAGCUCGCCUUCCUCUUCUUUGAGCUCGGGUAUGCCCAAUGCGACCUUGACCUCAUCGAAUGUUGUGUCCACGACAGGGUCUCAGCUCCCCGGGAACACAACUUCUGCGGACCAGACAAUUUUCAGUACUCUCACUACCACCGUUUCUGGCUCAGGCUCCACCAACUCGACGGCCACUUCUCAGCCUUCGGGAACUGUUGUGAUCAUUACUGUUACUACAGGCGUUUCUUCAACUGUUAAUUACUCUGCCAGUUCAGCCGAAGCCUCGCAAACCAGUCUCAAUGCCACCACAAAGACGGUAACCCAGAGCCAGCCGCCCUUUGGCAAUACAACUGUGUCAUCAGGCGGGCAAGUUGCGACUACAACAGUCUGGAACACCGCACCGACAGUGUCGUCAAUCAUCUCAAGCCAUUCGAUGUCCUCCACCUGGAACUUUAGCCAAACAUCUCGCCCAUCCGUCACGCAGUUUAACACGACUUGGCUAUCGUGGACCAGCGUCCCCACAGAGACACCUGGUUCUAGCAACCCGCCCUUCCCCACGGCUCGCAAUUCCACUGAGACUUUAUCAGGCACAGUUUUAAAUCCUAGUAGCUCUGGUACAGCAGGACCUAGUGUGAUCACAGUCACCAUCAGCCCUCUGCCAGCAACCAACUCUACUUCCGGGUGGAGUUCACAGCCAACAACCAAUGCUGGAAGCUUGACGUGGUCGUUUACCAACUCUUUCAACUUGUCUACGAUAUGGCUCACAACUGGUGCUCCAUCGGGCAGUUCGCCAUCUGUCUCCGUCAUCACAGUCACCAAGUCCAAUACUGGCUCACCAGUCGGAACAGUCAGUUCUAUCCCUCUCAGCACUAGCUCUAUCAGCACGACGCAGUCCAACUCAUCUACCCAAUGGAGUGGCUCGACUUUGCCCGCGCCAUCCUCGUCUUGGACAAACACAUCUUACACAUCAGCCUCUUCAACGUCGGUAUCAGGGACGGCAACUCGUUCGACCAACGAGACAGCUAGCCCGGUCAUCAUUCCCACCACUGUCACUGGCAAGACUACAGUCCAAACCACCGUCUUCACAUCGUGGUUGACAACAGGGUCGGGUGGCUCCACAAGCAGCUCUGGCCCAGCAGUGCCACAGGAAGGCAAUUUUACAGUCAUCACCAUCACUCAAAACGGAACAUCGUUGGUUUUGACAACUGGAUCUGCCCUCCCAUGGUCAACGACUUCAGUCUCUUCUGGAGUUGGCACUUUGUCGACGCAAGCAUCUGGCAGCGGACCCAUUUGGACUAACAGCACACGGGUGUCUCCGUCUUCAACUGCCUCAGCCGUAUCCACCACCACCACGACACAGAUGGUUACGGUAAUCGUUUCUACGUUGACUGUAGGAGCUUCUGCCUCUGCUUCAGGGUCCAACGCAACUGGGACCGAGAGUACCGUUACCAAGACUCUGCCGUUGUCAACAGCAGGAUCAUCAACUCUUUCUGGUAUCGUCAUCUCGCAAACAUCCUCUUCAUUGGAGACCAGCAAUGAGACUCAGAUAGUCACCACUAUUAUCCAGACUGUGCCUGCACCGCCCACGACUGCUACACGCUGGAUCAAUACCACCAUGACGACUGAGCACGAGUCCAGCCAAACCGGUAGCGUAGUUAUCACAACGCUCUACCUGAACAGCACUACGGCAACGCCUCCUUGUACUCACUCAUGGGUGUAUCCUUACCCCAACAUCAGCGACAUCACAACCACCUGCCAUCGAUUCCCAAGCGGCAAUACGACAAUGUCUCGCUGCUGGGCAGUGCCAUUGACAACUGGGGUCCCAGAGUCGUCACUCCACCACACUCCGCUAUAUACGUCUACCUGCAACACAACCAGCACGGCAAACAGCGCAAUGAUUGGGAAUGGAACAUUCACCAGUACUACUCGAAGCUACUCGUAUCCAUAUCCAUUCCCGACGACAUUUGAGACUUCGACCACGGUAAAGGGCCAUGAGUCUGGCUCGCGCGGCUUCGCCUAUCCCGUGCCAACGGAGUCGGUUCAAGUAGAGACGCUGCCUCCUAACCCGAGUUACCCCUGGGGUGCCUCGUCGCCUUUGCAUCGGCACCAGAACGUGACGAGUUUCACUGAUGGGCUGUUUACUCGGGGCGGUGAGCUUGUGGACUGGAGCAAGAUGGCUGCGAAUCGCCUGCGUGCUCUUUUCAAGAAACAUGUCAAAGGUGAAGGUGAGGAAUGA
Molecule: messenger RNA, 4020 nt
Organism: Trichoderma breve
Lineage: Eukaryota; Fungi; Ascomycota; Sordariomycetes; Hypocreales; Hypocreaceae
Exons: 3
Coding region: 1-4020 (1339 amino acids)
Source: RefSeq, a predicted model, not a curated record